Triplophysa rosa is the source of this 3071-nucleotide messenger RNA. RefSeq lists its product as uncharacterized. Bases 34 to 2721 code for a protein of 895 amino acids. The record is from RefSeq and is a predicted model, not a curated record. Gene Ontology annotation, molecular function: calcium ion binding. NCBI's taxonomy places the organism in Eukaryota, Metazoa, Chordata, Actinopteri, Cypriniformes, Nemacheilidae. The transcript has 18 exons.
CAGAAACUGAAUGUAGAACAAUACAGUGAAAAAAUGUGGCGUUUGUUGCUGUUAGUUGGUGUGAUGGGUGUGUUUGGUGUUGAUGCAGAUGAAGUGAAGUCAGUGAUGGAGGGAGAUUCUGUCACUCUACACACUCAUCUUACUCACAUACAGAGACGUGAUCACAUACUGUGGAAGUUUGGACCUCAAGAGACUCGUAUCGCUGAAAUAUAUAAGCAAAACAUUGAUAUAGAGGGCGGUAUUGAGAUAUUUGGAGACAGACUGAAGCUGGACAGUCAGACUGGAUCUCUCACCAUCACAAACAUCAGAAUCACAGACUCUGGACUUUAUAUACUACAUAUCAUCAGUGACAGAGGAAUUUCAUACAAGAGAUUCAAUGUUACUGUCUAUGCUCGUCUGCCUGUUCCUGUCAUCAUCAGAAACUCUUCUCAAUGUUCUUCAUCAUCAGAAAGAUCUUCAGUGUCAAAAUGUGUGUUGUUGUGUUCAGUGAUGAAUGUGACACAUGUGAGUCUCUCCUGGUACAAAGGAAAGAGUUUAUUGUCCAGCAUCAGUGUGUCUGAUCUCAACAUCAGACUCUCUCUACCUCUGGAGGUGGAAUAUCAGGAUACAAACACAUACAGAUGUGUCAUCAACAAUCCCAUCACAAACCACACACAACAUCUCAACAUCAGUGAUGUCUGUCAGCCGUGUUCAGACAAGAUCCAGUGUUUCAGUUUUACUGGCGCUGUGAUCCGAUUGGUCCUCUCUGCUCUGGUGGGCGUGGCCACUAUCGCUGUAGCGGUUUAUGAGGUCAGAUCCAGAAGAGCCGAACAGAAGCAGAGAUCAGACGUCACACCCAGAAAUAACAGGAAGGGCUUCUGUUUCAUGGAGGUUCUGCAGACGAUGUGCCAGCGAUCCUCCACCAACCGCAAGGCCGUCACCAAGUCGGAGUGUUGUUGUCAUGGAAGUCGCGGCUGGGGCUCGAUGUGCGAGUUGUGUCCUCUGCCGGGCACCGUACAGUAUAAGAAAAUGUGCCCGCUCGGCCCCGGAUACACCACAGACGGCAGAGAUAUCAAUGAAUGUGAGGUCAUUCCCAACCUGUGUAAGAACGGCCAGUGUAUCAACAGCAUCGGUUCGUUCCGCUGUCACUGUAAUGUGGGUUACACCAACGACUUUACUGGCACUUCUUGUGUUGACAUGGACGAGUGCUCUCAGUCGCCCAAACCGUGUAACUUCCUGUGUAAGAACACAGAAGGCAGCUACCUGUGCUCCUGUCCCAGGGGAUACAUCCUUCAGCCUGACGGAAAGACCUGCAAAGAUCUGGACGAGUGCUCGACCAAACAGCACAAGUGUCAGUUCUUGUGCGUCAACACCAUCGGUGGCUUCACCUGUAGGUCUAAAUGUCCCGCAGGCUUCACGCAGCACGAGACAGCAUGCAUAGACAAGAUCCAGUGUUUCAGUUUUACUGGCGCUGUGAUCCGAUUGGUCCUCUCUGCUCUGGUGGGCAUGGCCACUAUCGCUGUAGCGGUUUAUGAGGUUGCUAGCGCAUCGCUCUACCAGCUACAGGAACACUGCACUCAUGUGAAACUCCGUUUGAAGGCGCAGAAACCCCAUCGCCAUCAUGUGCCUGUAAGAAAACACGAAACCAGUCACAAAGAGGAACAGGAAAGUAAUGACAGCGAAUGCUGCGAGAAUGAAGACCACCGCUGCUACUACAAUGAUGAUCACUGCAAUAGUGGUUAUACCAAUCCUGACAGGCCCACCUACACGUCAUGGAGCAAGAAGAUUUGUAAUGCAGCCACUAAACUCACCACAACUCAACCUGUUGGUCUGUCAGAGAUGUCCGUGUGUCGUUUCAUCUUGAUUUUCAUCUUGAUGUGGGGUGUUGGUGCAGAUGAUGUGAAGUCAGUGUCGGAGGGAGAUUCUGUCACACUGUCCACUGAUGUUAAUGAAACACUGACAGAUGACCAAAUACUGUGGAGGUUUGGACCUAAAAAUGCUCGCAUUGCCGAAAUCUAUCAACGUAACCCCCCAAUAUAUGAUCAUAUUGAGAGAUUCAGAGACAGACUGAAGCUGGACAGUGAAACUGGAUCUCUGACCAUCACAAACAUCAGCAUCACAGACUCUGGAGUUUACAAACUAACCAUUAUCAGAAGUACCGGAACCCUGUACAAGACAUUUACAGUUUCCGUCAAUGCUCAUCUGCCUGUUCCUGUCAUCAUCAGAAACUCUUCUCAAUGUUCUUCAUCAUCAGAAAAAUGUGUGUUGUUGUGUUCAGUGAUGAAUGUGACACGUGUGAGUCUCUCCUGGUACAAAGGAAAGAGUUUAUUGUCCAGCAUCAGUGUGUCUGAUCUCAACAUCAGACUCUCUCUACCUCUGGAGGUGCAAUAUCAGGAUACAAACACAUACAGAUGUGUCAUCAACAAUCCCAUCACAAACCACACACAACAUCUACACAUCAAUGAUGUCUGUCAGCCGUGUUCAAAUAUCAAUUACGAUUUUAUCCAGCGUUCACAUUUAAUACUGCUGAUAGCUGCUGUUGUGCUGCUGGUCAUAGUUUCAUCUGUUUGUUUGAUUUACUGCCACUACAACAACUGUAAACAACCAGCAAUGAACGUGAGUAUUUAUACGCCACGUUGUUUCAUCAAUAUUGCAAAUUCAUUCUGUAAGUUAAAAAAGUGUUAUUACAAUAGUUCACACUCAGGAGAAGAUACACUACACCAGACCAACACCACUGUAUGAGCACAACGCCUUCAGGAGUCACAUGACUACAGAUGUUAAAGAAGAUCACACAGCAUGCUCAACUGUAAAUAAUAUGAAUACAAAAAUAACUAAUAAAGUUUGUUUUAUAUGACUGGUCGUCCGUUAUUAAACCGAACAACACCGUUGAUCACCACGACAGACGUUUGCAAUACAAAAACAUUUCUCAGCUUUUUGUAAUGAAUAUUUGCAAAUCAAAGAUUAUAUUGCUGGACAUCUGAAGCAUCACAGUGUAUCAUUUUACCAUCAUGUCAAAGGCAUUUACAGACAGAUUGGCCACCAGGACACAAUCACAUUGAUACCUGCAACAAAUACACUUGUGUGAUUUACAA